Grammomys surdaster is the source of this 3047-nucleotide messenger RNA. It is a transcript of the gene Adgrf4, whose product is annotated as adhesion G protein-coupled receptor F4. Gene Ontology annotation, cellular component: membrane. Gene Ontology annotation, molecular function: G protein-coupled receptor activity. The transcript is spliced from 10 exons. Bases 243 to 2339 code for a protein of 698 amino acids. Gene Ontology annotation, biological process: G protein-coupled receptor signaling pathway; cell surface receptor signaling pathway. Lineage: Eukaryota; Metazoa; Chordata; Mammalia; Rodentia; Muridae. The record is from RefSeq and is a predicted model, not a curated record.
GCAGUGGCCAGGUUGGCUUCUCAUUACUGGCAGUUGCUUCUCACCGGGGCCUUCGGGACUUCCUUUUCAAAGGAUGGAUUCGGGCCGCUAUCACUGAAGGGGGCUGUAGGGUUUCGCCGUGGACACGUGAUGGUGAAGCACCAUGGUAGGGAGUUCAGUGCUGACUUUCCUGCCAGGUGAUUGUCGGUCUCUGGGCUGCUAGAUCUACUUCCUGGAUGCGUUAAGAUUCCUGUGUGUGAAAAAUGAGGGCCUGGAUCACCAUGGUUUGCUGUUUAAUGGUUUUUCUGACAAUAGAAUGUUCUCAUUCCAAACCCAAGAUUCACAGAAAAGAUGAAGAUAAAUUUCAAAUAUCUCUACAGAAGCAUGAGUUUAGGCCAAUACAAGGUAAAUGUGAUGGACCAUGCAGCUCUUCUUCCAGCUGUAACCAGAGCUGUCCUUGGAACUUCCGUGGAGAAAUCGUAUUCACAUGUAACCAAAACAAAUGGCAAAAAACAAUCGAAACAUGCACCAGUCUCUCUGUGGAGGCCUUGUUUCAGCACACACAUCCUGCAACUAGCCUAUCCUUGGCAUCAUCUUCUGUUUUCCCCAUGAACUUAAUUGGCAAUACAGAACCAGUCCGUAUUAGGAAUGUAUCUCAAGGAAUCCGAAAGUACUGCCCUGAGGACUAUGUCUGCAUCGUCGAUGCUGUGAAAUCCUCUGUAGUUACAUCUGGAAAUAUUGCAUUCAUAGUCGAGUUAUUAAAAAAUAUCUCUUCAGACUGGCAAACCUCUGGGAUACAUGGUAGUGUGACUUGGAAGAAAAUGAAGAACUGUGGAAAAAUGGCCAACCACAUCCUCGGUCCCACUGCCAUUUCAAACUGGGCUUUCAUUCCCAACAAAAAUGCCAGCUCAGAUCUGUUGGAGUCAGUGAACUCUUUUGCCAAGAAACUCCAAAUCCAAGGAAAAUCCGAGAGCAUUGUAGAUGAACUCUUCAUUCAGACGAAAGGCGCUCGUAUCUCUCACGGUACCUCAGAGAACAGCCUCAGCCUCUCUGUUCCCAGGUACAACGCUACAGAAGAUGUCUUAGUGGUGAUCGAAAUUCCUAGGCAAGCAUUACAGGAGCUGCCGUCCAAUGCCUCCCAAGCCAUUGCCACAGCUUUUCCAUCCUUGGGGGCCAUUCUAAAAGAAAUCCAUCCGCCAAAUACGAGUCUCCAAAAGCCCAUAAAUGACCUGAUCCUAUCACUGGUUUUGCCAGAAGGUCUGAAUGAAAUCAUACUCACCUUUGAUAAAAUCAAUAAAUCCCAGAGCACCAGCAGCCAGUGUGUCAGCUGGGAUCCUGACAAAAGGCAGUGGGAUGAGAGCCCGUGUACAGUGAUGUCAGACAUCAACAGCACAGUGAAAUGUCGGUGCAGGCACACCAAAGCUGUGGUGUCCUUCUCUAUUCUCAUGUCUUCUAAGCCUAUGAAGGACAUGAUUCUGAACUAUAUCACCUUCAUCGGACUCAGCGUCUCCAUCUUUAGCUUGGUGCUCUGCCUGGUCAUCGAAGCCAUCGUUUGGUCUCGUGUGGUUGUGACAGAGAUAUCCUACAUGCGCCAUGUAUGCAUCGUGAACAUCGCUGUGUCCCUCCUGACUGCAAAUGUGUGGUUCAUCAUUGGCUCCAACUUCAGCGCCAAUGCUCAGGAGGAUCACAAGUGGUGUGUGGCUGUGACAUUUUUCUGCCACUUCUUCUUCCUCUCCCUGUUCUUCUGGAUGCUCUUCAAAGCCCUGCUCAUAGUCUACGGCAUACUGGUCGUUUUCCGCAGGAUGAUGAAGUCUCGGAUGAUGGCCAUUGGCUUUGUCAUUGGCUAUGGGUGUCCCCUUGUGAUCUCAGUCAUUACAGUUACUGUCACAGAGCCUGGGGAAGGCUACACCAGAAAAGAUGCCUGUUGGCUUAAUUGGAACCAAACCAAAGCCCUUUUUGCUUUUGCCAUCCCAGCUUUGGCCAUUGUGGCUGUGAAUCUCCUUGUGGUUCUGACAGUUGCUAUUAACACACAGAGGCCCUUGAUUGGCAGUUCAAAAUCUCAGGAUAUGGCUAUCAUUUUCAGGAUUAGCAAAAAUGUUGCCAUCCUCACCCCACUUCUGGGACUGACCUGGGGUUUUGGUCUAACAACCCUGCUAGAAGGCACACACUUAGUAUUCCAUAUAAUCUUCGCCUUGCUCAAUGCUUUCCAGGGCUUUUUCAUCUUGCUGUUUGGUACCAUUAUGGAUCACAAGAUAAGGGAUGCUCUGAGGAUGAGGGUAUCUUCAUUGAAGGGGAAAUCGAGGGCAGCAGAGAAGGUGUCAUUAAGUCCAGCAAAUGGAUCCAGAAUACUGAAUCGCUGAGACUAAAAUAGAUGCCUUGCUUGCUGGAAUGGAGAGGGCUCCAGGAGAAGGAUGUACAAACGUCCCUGGAAUGAAGCAACAUCCUCUUCCUGCCGGGAGCACCACCUAAGUUGGAAAACUAGCUGAGGCACACAGUGGAUGAGUGGGCUUUUAAAAAGACUGACCCACUACCUCUAACCUCAGAAGGGCUGACUUUUUGUUCACUUUAGCAUUUCACAUCCAGCUGCAAAUUAUCCUACUGUUUCCUUGGCGAGCCCAUGGCUUGUGGGCAGACUGUGGAGUUGUCUACGUUCAGUCACCCGUCUCCAGGCUUCUUUGUGGCUCUGGAAUCAGACAUCCUCCCCCAUGAAAGGAUCCUGGGUAUUGGGGACGGUGUGUGUGUGUGUGUCUCAGGUCAGAUUCAGUAUCAGUGGUGGGGUUGGAUGUCAAAUGUGAGAGAUACUGUAUCUACUUUGCAGUUUGUCCAUGGUAUGUUUCCCAAAGAUAAGGAAUGACCAAUGGGCAGGUGUUCAGGGCACUUACUAUUGUAAUCCUUGAGUAAAACAACCUGGCUUGUAGGGUCUUAGCUUCUUUACUUGUGAGACUGACACAAUGUUUCAAGUCUUACUAUUUAUGUGUUUUUGACUGUUUCUUUUUAAACAACUGUAAAUAAAGAUGUUUUGGGGUGUUAUUUUAGAAAUAAAAAUAAGAUACAUUUACUUUCCCGAA